Messenger RNA from Patiria miniata (bat star), 4646 nucleotides. RefSeq lists its product as uncharacterized. The transcript has 2 exons. Gene Ontology annotation, molecular function: oxidoreductase activity. NCBI's taxonomy places the organism in Eukaryota, Metazoa, Echinodermata, Asteroidea, Valvatida, Asterinidae. Bases 465 to 2870 code for a protein of 801 amino acids. The record is from RefSeq and is a predicted model, not a curated record.
AUGAUGACCUCUCUUUUUCCGUCAGUAUUUUAUGUGCACAAACGAAAUUGAUUCGCGGCCCAUGUUCCCGGUCACAAUACAACUCCGUGUGGGAUGAGCGUCCUAAGGCUUGCUCUUAAGAACUAACCAGACAAUAGUUUUGUUAUCGUGCUCAUUCGGGCAUUCACCAUUGGAAGCCGACCCCGCGACCUGCCAAGGAUGAACAUUUCAAUAGCGAUGAAUGGACGAGGAAAAUAAUCUAUAUAUAUACAAAUGUACUGUUGUAUAUGUUAGUAAGGUAGUAACAUGCAGAAACUCGAAUGUGCGCAUGCAGUGGGCGAGUGUUUCGAUUCAUCGCAGGUCUGAAGGGUGUAAAGGUCUGGUGUCGGAUUAAUCAGUAUCUCGCCUUUCAGAUUCUCAUUUAUGUGUCACCACAGAGGAAACGUUAAGAUUAUCUAGUAAAUAUUAUUUUAGAAUUAUUCGGCAUGGCAAGCAGGUUUAACCGUGUUUUCGUCUCUCUUACGUCAGUGAUGGCAGUUUUGUUGUUGGUGUCGAUCGUGAUUCGGAAUAUGGACGGCAGGAUGCUCCCUGGAAGAGGAGCUAUUUUUCCAACUCCAGUUAUCCGCUCCCGCGUGGAUAUGAAGAACAGUAAAAACAUCCGAACUCUCAGUGACACAUCAACAGGCCCUCCAGAUGCUGCAGAAGGCAGAAGAGGUUCAAACGGUAACCAAACUACGCGGCUGCCAUCGGAAAUCGAUGACCAAGAAACUUCCAGGGAAUCGAAGAAACAACACAGAAUAGUCAUCAUUGGCUCCGGACCUACCGCUCUGGGUGCUGCUAAAAGACUCCACGAUUUCGGGCAAGGGAUCAACAACAGCGUGAUCACUAUACUGGAAGAGCUAGGCAAACUAGGAGGCCGAGCCUCGUCUGUUAGGGAUGAUAAAGGCUUUCUCUGGGACGAUGGAUUUCAUGUCGUCUUCUCCCAUUAUACCUACUUCGAUCGAGUUCUGAACAUGGCAGUACCCGAGUGGAACUACCGGCGCAGGUCGUCAUUUGCCUUCAUGAAAGGAUCAGAUGACGAGAGGAGAUUCAUUCCUUAUCCAGUUCAGAACAAUAUCCACGUCAUGGAUAAAAUUGAUCAGCAAAAAAGCCUGCAAGGAUUAGAAGAGAUUGCCAAAAAUCCCAUCACCAGUAAACCCAACAAUUUUGACGAGUGGCUGCUGCAGAAAUUCGGAGUGGGUCUUGCUGACGUCUAUAUGAGGAAAUACAACCCGAAAAUGUGGACGGUCGACCCCAAGAAAAUGAACUCGGCCUGGGUUGGCGAGAAGGUUGCCGUACCAAACAUUGAAGAGAUCAAGACCAAGAUUAAAGAGGUAGAUAUAAACGGGACAAACACCAAGGAUUCCGAAUGGGAACCGAACCGUUUCUUCCGUUUCCCCAAAUAUAAUGGAACUGGUGGAAUUUUGCAGUCAGUUGCAAAACAGCUUCCAAGCCACUGGUUCAAAUUUCACGAAAAGGUAACCGGUAUUGAUAUUGACCAAAAAAUAAUAUCCAUUGAAAGAGGAGAUGCAACGGAAUCUAAAUACACAUUGGAAUACGAUACUCUGAUAUCAACGAUUCCCCUGGACAUUUUGACUGGGUUUUUGAAGAGUCGUGAUCAGUCUUUGGAGCAGAUGCUGGAGCUAGCAUCCCAGCUGGUGUACACACACACUCACGUCGUAGGCGUCGGCCUCACCGGUCAACUACCCAAGACCCUCGCUGAUAAAUCUUGGUUGUACUUCCCGGAUUCUGAUUCUCCGUUCUACCGCGUGGCAAUGUUCUCCAAUUACUCGGAUGACCAUGUACCCAAAGCGGGAGCGUACUGGUCUCUCAUGUGCGAAAUAGCCGAACCGCAGACAAGUUCUAAUCCAGCGUAUUGGAGUAGGGAAAACUUGAUUAAAGAAUCCAUUCAAUCUUUAGUCAUGUACGGGUUUAUCACAGCUGAUAUGGUAGUCUCCAAGCACUACCGUCGCCUGGAGCAUGGGUAUCCCGUCCCUUCACUUAAAAGGGAUAUGAUCCUUGACACGGUACAACCUUGGCUGAAAAACAAAGACAUCUACUCCCGUGGACUUUUCGGAGGUUGGAAAUAUGAGGUUGGAAAGCAAGAUCAUUCCUUCAUGCAAGGAGUCGAGGCUGUAGACAACUUCCUACAUGGCAUUCCGGAGUUAACUUAUACGGACCCGAAUCUCGCCAAUUCCAAGAAAAACACGGGUCGCAAAAUUCCGUUGGAUUAUGAAAUCGUCGUUGCCCAGUACCAGGAGGACCUGGAUUGGGUUAAGCCGUUCGCGAAUCGGACAUUCGUCUACCACAAAGGGGGCGACGCAUGGCCGACUUCCCAGUGGUACUCGUGGGAGAGGCUCCCUAACAUUGGUCGAGAGAGCCACUCCUAUCUGCAUCAUAUCAUCACCAACUACGACCAUCUUCCAGAUGUGACCGUAUUUUACCCCGGAGAGAUUGCCGAUCACAAACGACACUGCAGGCGAAAUCCCCUGGAUGCGGUCUCCAAGGCAAAGCGAGGCAUCCCAUGUAGCAAAGGAGGCGGCUACAGUGUACACAAGAAACACGUCAUAAGUGCCGGUGAUAAGUAUUUACUGAAGCCCAAGAAUAAGUAUUUCAGACCAUCAGAUUUUACGUUCAUGGAAUUUUAUGAAUACAUCUACGGUCACAAGCCGCGUGGAGGAUCAAUACCACACUGCUGGAAGGCCUGUUUUGCCGCCACGCGAGAGAUGAUCAGAAAACACCCUUUGGAGUUUUACCAGAGAGCGAUUUCGGCUCACGGUAAUUCCUCAAACGCAGAGGAGUCCCACUACUUCGAGCGAUUGUGGUUUCACAUGUUCCACGAUGAACCCUGAUGAUUGUCACUUGUAGCGUUUGUUGAUAAUUUUGUAUUUUCAGCAAUCAAAUACUAUUUUGGUUAUCAUUAAUGUUUAUUCUCCAUUUUUGCAGUGUUGGACCUUCCAUAAUUUGGCAACCCGUGGUUGGCAAAUUUGCCAACCACGCGUCGGCGAUAGAAAGGUCUACAUAACGCGUAGAACAUUCACAUAUCGGAAGCCAUUUUUGCAAGACCGGGCCGAACUGGUCAAAAUGCAAAUUCAACUAUGUGGCUGGUGUAUGGGCAUCCGCUAUAUCCAGUCUUUAUAUAGAGAUCAGUGGUAUAUGCAACAGUCCUAGUGCUUUUAACAUAUUAUUUGCGAUAUUGGCUGUGUCUAGUUUGACUGGCCUACUUCUCUUGUACACUCGCGCUUCACGCUAAACGCAGCACCCUAUUGGUACGCGCGUAGAUAUUUAAAUUGACCCUCAUGUCAUAAGUCAUUCUGAGAAUCCACGCGCUGGCUAGUAUCAGACUUUAAAUGACCUGCCAUUUUGAGUCUGUGUUCAGACUUAAUAGGUAGGUGCGAAAAUGAUACGACCAGAACGGAAAAAAGCGACAUUUUCAUCGCUAUUUUCGAUUGACACUCGGGUAUGUUUAGGUGUUAAAUAGUUAUGUUCACCAACAUAAUGCCUAUCAUGCAUGUUAUUGUUGCUCCUAUUUUUUUGAUUUUCACAUUGGCGUAAUGCUCAGUACAUUUAUCAUCUAGGCGAUGUGCCUCAAGUACAUGUAUGUGCAAAUGUACUAGCCGAUCACAAGGAUAGGGCUUUGCUGGGUCAAGUUGUGCGUUUUGAAUGGGUGCAUACCUAUGUUCCCUUUAUACCUAUGUUCCCCAAUACCGAUGUUCCCCGAGAUCCUUACCAUAACCAUAGCCCUAACCCUUACCCUAAUCCCAAGGAUUUCGGGAAACAUUGGUAUUGGGGAACAUAGGUAUUAGAGAACAUCGGGUAGAUCCCAUUUUGAUUGUAACGGCUACCCGACCUACCAUGUAUUGGGAGACGUCAGGGAUCAUCGUGUAUAGGGAAUCAGAGUAUCAUUUGGAUUAAGACUAAGUGAUAGAAAACGCACUAAUCACUCACUUUAUCAUGGGUGAUUUCAGUCCCUUUAUAAAUAUUUUCGAAUGACGAAAGAGAUAGCAGUUCCAUAGUAAGGGAUCACUACUAACUUUUUCUGUUGAGUUUAGACCAUGUUUAGGAACAGCAAGUGCCUUAUUUAUUUAUGCGCCUAUCAUAAUGUCUCCCCCCCCCCCCUCGCGCUAACCCAGGUCCGAGGUCGGGAUUUGGUCUCGUUUUUCAUGCCCCAGGGAGGGGAUUUUGGUCGCUCAAAUUACAUCGUUACCAUUGGCGUACUACAGAAGACGCAGUCACUAGUGCGCCCCACGUAUCUAUGUCGGGGCAUGGUCAGGGAUUGUCAUUUAAAAUUUACCCGAGGGGUGGGGAUUUUGUCACUUCAAAAGUUACAAUCCCCACGACUUGGGUGGGACAGCCCGGGGGAGGGGGGAACGAUUGAUAGGCGCAUUCAACGCGACGUUAUUUCAGAAACAACUUUUUUAUUUCAAACACAAGUAAAGGUUCACAAACAAUUAGAGAAAUGUUCGAAAAUUCUUAAAUUGAAAAUUGCAAAAACAUGUGAAAAUUAGUAAAAUCAUUAUUCGUUAUUCAUAUUAUUUCAUACAAUUUCAUGUCGGUUUGAGAAUCCCUGCAUUUUACUUGUUUGCAAAUGAAAAAUAAAGGAAUGAAUUGUUUUCUUCAAGUUUCGA